AUGGCCCCACAAUCCGACAGCAAACCCCGGCAACAACAGACACAACAGGCGCAACACACAGAGGAAGAAGAAGAGGAAGAAGACUACAUGACCAUGAACUUCGCAGAUGACCCAGCAACCGGCAUCAGCAGCAGUAUCAGCACCAGCCGGGGCCCGCGUGUGGGCGAGACGUCGCUCCAACGGCACCAGCGGCUCCGGCGCGAGGCCGAGGCGCGCGCCCGGCCCAAGUCCAAGGCGGAGCUGGCGGCCGAGGCCGAAGCCCGGCGCGAGGAGGCGCUGUCGCGCUCGCUCAUGGCCGCACGGCCCCAGAGCAAAGGGCUAGCCAUGAUGGCCAAGAUGGGCUUCACACCCGGCAGCGCGCUGGGCAGAAGAAGUGGUCCGGGGUCGUUGUCGUCGCAAAAGAGAGCAGAGGAGGAGGGAGCACCGUCAGCAGAACCGGGGGUGACUACUAGUAGUAAGGAUGAUGAUGGCGGUAGAACUGGAGGUGGCGGGGGUGACGGACCAGUCACGGAACCGCUGCGCAUAGCGAUCAAGGACGGGCGGGAGGGGAUCGGGCUCGAGAGCGAGCGGAAGCGCAAGCUGCGCGAGGCAGCCGAGGCCGCGGGGGAGCGGGCCAAGCGGGCGCGCGCCGACGAGACAGAGUACCGGGAGCGGCUGCGGCGGGAGAGGGAGGAGGCGCGCUGGGCCGGGCAGCUCGCGGCUGCGCAAAAGGUCGCCGAGAGGAUGGCUGCUGCAGCAGCCGGGGAUGAUGCUGGACUACGGGAUGGCGAGGGCAAUGAUGUCGGGACUACUACGAGUCUAGUAGGAGAGACCGCCGCUCGGCCGCUGCUCAAGUCCAUCCCCGUGGAAUGGCGCGGUCUGGUCAGGGCGCGGGAGGAGGCCGAGCGGGACCGCAGGAUGCGGUACGACCUUGAGCAGGGCCUUGCUUCGCGGCUUCCGACGUACGAGGACCCGGAGGAGGACGAAGACGACAAGAGGGCGCUGGGCAAGACGGCCCGGACGAUGUACGUUACGGCAGAUGAUUUGGAUGAGGAGGACCCCGAGCUGGAUGAGUUCGAGGCCCUGCCGGUUGACGAGAGGCUGCGCCGGGUUGUCGAGUUUCUGCGCGAGCGGCACAACUAUUGUUUCUGGUGCAAGUUUGCGUACCCGGACAAGGAGAUGGACGGGUGUCCGGGGAUGACAGAAGAAGAUCACGACUAG
Canariomyces notabilis is the source of this 1200-nucleotide messenger RNA. RefSeq lists its product as uncharacterized. Gene Ontology annotation, cellular component: kinetochore. The transcript has a single exon. The record is from RefSeq and is a predicted model, not a curated record. Bases 1 to 1200 code for a protein of 399 amino acids. NCBI's taxonomy places the organism in Eukaryota, Fungi, Ascomycota, Sordariomycetes, Sordariales, Chaetomiaceae.